Molecule: messenger RNA, 2628 nt
Organism: Loxodonta africana (African savanna elephant)
Lineage: Eukaryota; Metazoa; Chordata; Mammalia; Proboscidea; Elephantidae
Gene: ANAPC5
Product: anaphase promoting complex subunit 5
Exons: 17
Coding region: 103-2370 (755 amino acids)
Biological process (GO): protein K11-linked ubiquitination; positive regulation of mitotic metaphase/anaphase transition; anaphase-promoting complex-dependent catabolic process
Cellular component (GO): anaphase-promoting complex
Molecular function (GO): protein binding
Source: RefSeq, a predicted model, not a curated record
CGGGCUACGGCGCCGGCGAACGGAGGCCGCGAGCCGGGGUACCGCGGGGUGGAGCCCGGGCCUGCGGUGCCGUGAGGUCCCCGGACUGAGGCUCGAGCCACCAUGGCCAGUGUUCACGAGAGCCUCUAUUUCAACCCCAUGAUGACCAACGGGGUGGUGCAUGCCAACGUGUUCGGCAUCAAGGACUGGGUGACGCCGUACAAGAUCGCGGUGCUGGUGCUGCUGAACGAGAUGGGCCGCACGGGCGACGGCGCCGUCAGCCUGAUGGAGCGGCGGAGGCUCAACCAGCUGCUCCUGCCGCUGCUGCAGGGCCCUGAUAUUACACUGUCAAAACUAUACAAGUUAAUUGAAGAAUCUUGUCCUCAGCUGGCAAAUUCGGUACAGAUCAGAAUCAAACUGAUGGCUGAAGGUGAAUUAAAGGAUAUGGAACAGUUUUUUGAUGACCUUUCAGAUUCUUUUUCUGGAACUGAACCAGAGGUUCACAAAACAAGCGUUGUAGGUUUAUUUCUACGUCACAUGAUCCUGGCCUACAGUAAGCUUUCUUUCAGUCAAGUGUUUAAACUGUACACUGCCCUUCAACAGUACUUUCAAAAUGGUGAGAAAAAGACAGUGGAAGAUACUGACAUGGAACUGACAAAUAGGGAGGAGAGUGAAAGAAAAAUGGAAAAAGAGGAGCUGGAUGUCUCUGUCAGAGAAGAAGAAGUAUCUUGCAGUGGGCCCCUGUCCCAAAAGCAAGCAGAGGUUUUUCUUUCUCAACAGGCUUCUUUGUUAAAGAAUGAUGAGACUAAAGCCCUCACGCCAGCUUCUUUGCAGAAAGAAUUGAACAACUUGUUGAAAUUUAACCCUGAUUUUGCCGAAGCGCAUUAUCUCAGCUACUUGAACAAUCUCCGGGUCCAAGAUGUUUUCAGUUCAACACACAGCCUCCUUCAUUAUUUUGACCGCCUGAUUCUUACCGGAGCUGAGAGCAAAAGUAAUGGGGAAGAGGGCUACGGCCGGAGCUUGAGAUACGCAGCACUGAACCUGGCCGCCCUGCACUGCCGCUUCGGUCACUAUCAGCAGGCCGAGCUCGCCCUCCAGGAGGCCAUCAGGAUUGCCCAGGAGUCCAACGAUCAUGUGUGUCUGCAGCAUUGCUUGAGCUGGCUUUACGUGCUGGGGCAGAAGAGAUCUGACAGCUGUGUUCUGCUGGAGCACUCUGUGAAGAAGGCAGUGCAUUUUGGGUUACCGUACCUCGCGUCCCUGGGAAUACAGUCCCUGGUGCAGCAGAGAGCUUUUGCUGGGAAGACGGCAAACAAGCUGAUGGACGCCUUGAAGGACUCCGACCUCCUGCACUGGAAGCACAGCCUGUCGGAGCUCAUCGACAUCAGCAUUGCCCAGAAAACGGCCAUCUGGAGGCUCUACGGCCGCAGCACCAUGGCCCUUCAGCAAGCCCAGAUGCUGCUCAGCAUGAACAGCCUGGAGUCGCUAAACGCCGGCGUGCAGCAGAACAACACCGAGUCCUUUGCUGUCGCACUCUGCCACCUUGCGGAGCUACACGCUGAGCAGGGUUGUUUCGCUGCAGCUUCUGAAGUGUUAAAGCAUUUGAAGGAACGAUUCCCACCCAACAGUCAGCACGCCCAGUUAUGGAUGCUAUGUGAUCAGAAAAUCCAGUUUGACAGAGCAAUGAAUGAUGGCAAAUACCACUUGGCUGACUCACUUGUGGCAGGAAUCACAGCUCUUAAUAGCAUAGAGGGCGUAUAUAGAAAGGCAGUUGUACUACAAGCUCAGAACCAAAUGUCGGAGGCACACAGGCUCUUACAGAAGCUGUUGAUCCAUUGUCAGAAGGUGAAAAACACAGAGAUGGUGAUCAGCGUCCUGCUUUCAGUGGCCGAGCUGUACUGGCGAUCCUCCUCCCCCACCAUCGCGCUGCCCGUGCUCCUGCAGGCUCUGGCCCUCUCCAAGGAGUACCGGCUGCAGUACUUGGCCUCCGAAACAGUGUUGAACUUGGCUUUCGCCCAGCUCAUCCUUGGAAUCCCAGAACAGGCUUUGAGUCUUCUCCACAUAGCCAUUGAACCCAUCCUGGCCGACGGGGCAGUCCUGGACAAAGGCCGCGCCAUGUUCUUGGUGGCCAAGUGCCAGGUGGCUUCGGCAGCUUCCUACGAUCCACCAAAGAAAGUAGAAGCUCUGGAGGCCGCCAUCGAGAACCUCAACGAAGCCAAGAGCUACUUUGCAAAGGUCGACUGCAAAGAGCAGAUCCGAGAUGUGGUUUACUACCAGGCCAGGCUCUACCACACGUUGGGGAAGACCCAGGAGAGGAACCGUUGUGCGAUGCUCUUCCGGCAGCUGCACCAGGAGCUGCCCUCUCACGGGGUGCCCUUGAUCAACCAUCUCUAGUGAGGGCCUCGUAGGCCAGGACCUGUUGUGCAGUGGAUACGAUUGAGGACUUAUUCAACCCUCCCUCCAUGUGAAUGACGUGUUUGUAACACCCUGUCUCUCUGGUCAAUAAACUGUACUCUGAGUAAUUUUAUUUUGUUGCUAGAAAGUACAUAUUUGUUUUAUUCCCCCUUCUCUCUCUUUUUGGUAGCAAAGUACACCACCUUUUUAUGAAUAAACAACUCUUUGCUAACCAGUUGGUGCCAGUGUCACAGAUCA